AUAGGCGUAUAUUCGAUAAUUAGCGUUAGUAUUAAUUUCUAAAUAAUAUUCCAAAGACACACACCAGAGAGAAAGAGAGACAGAGACCCCUUUUCCUUUUACCGCCCAAUUCUACUUUUGUUUUGAUUUCUAGUUGAGAUGAAGACGACCACCAACCACCACUCCACACACCCACAUCCCCACACACCCACAAUAAUAUAAUUUCAUUAAUCUUCCUUUUUGGCUACCUGUUAUUUGCUACAGCUUUCCCUUACCCAAAACCAGAACUUUCUCUCUCUUUCCCAUUAUUUCACCUUUUUUUUUUUUCCCCCUUCCAAUCCAAUAACUGUUUUUUCUCUCUUUGAUUAAAUAAAAAGUCUUCAUAGAGAUAGAGAGAGAGAGUUUAGAGCUAUGGAGGGGAUGAAAUUGAGUAGUAGUAGUGGCAGCAAUAUUGGUAGUCCAAAUUAUUACCAUCUUCAAAACAUGAGGAAGAAGACUAGUAGUACUAGUACUACUAGUAGUGGGCAGUCUGAAAGGACUGGUUCCAAAAUUAAUCAUGAAGAAAAUAUGUUCAGUAGCAGCAAUGAAACAUCUUCACCCCUCAGUUCAAGCAACAUAUCAAAGAUUAUUCUUCCUCCUUUGGGUGUUUCAAGCUAUAUUCAAACUCCUAUUCAUUCUAAAGGAUGGAUCAUCUCCCCCAUGGAUUCUAGAUACAGGUGUUGGGAGACAUUCAUGAUUGUUUUGGUGGCAUACUCUGCCUGGAUUUAUCCGUUUGAGGUUGCUUUUCUGGAUUCAUCUCCAAAGAAGGAGGUGUAUAUAGCAGACAACAUCGUGGAUCUCUUUUUCGGAAUCGACAUUGUCUUGACGUUUUUCGUAGCUUACAUUGAUAGAACCACCCAAUCACUUGUUCGUGACUCCAAAAAGAUUGCCAUCAGGUACAUGUCAACAUGGUUUCUGAUGGAUGUGGCAUCAACCAUUCCCUUUGAGGCAUUAGCCUAUUUAUUCACUGGCAAAAUCAAAGUGAGUCUCUCUUACUCCCUCUUGGGAUUGCUUCGCUUUUGGAGACUUAGACGAGUCAAGCAACUCUUUACCAGGCUUGAGAAGGACAUCAGGCUCAGCUACUUUUGGGUCAGAUGCGCAAGGCUUUUAUUUGUGACAGUGUUUUUGGUACACUGUGCUGGGUGCCUAUAUUAUCUGCUAGCUGACCUAUAUCCACACGAAGGAAAGACAUGGAUUGGAACUGUGAAUCCAAACUUCAGAGAGACUAGCCUUUGGAUUAGAUACAUCUCAGCCUUAUAUUGGUCAGUCACCACCAUGACAACAGUUGGUUAUGGUGACCUCCAUGCAGUCAACACCGUGGAGAUGGUCUUCAUCAUUUUCUACAUGCUCUUUAACCUUGGCUUAACUGCCUACUUGAUAGGCAACAUGACAAACUUAGUAGUAGAAGGGACUCGCCGUACCAUGGAAUUUAGAAACAGCGUUGAAGCAGCAUCAAAUUUUGUGGGACGAAACAGAUUGCCUGCAAGGUUAAAAGAGCAGAUUCUAGCUUAUAUGUGCUUGAGAUUUAAGGCUGAGAGUUUAAACCAGCAUCAACUUAUGGAACAGCUACCGAAAUCGAUUUGCAAAAGCAUCUGUCAGCAUUUGUUUUUGCCUACAGUGGAGAAAGUUUAUCUUUUUAAAGGUGUCUCAAGAGAAAUACGUCUGCUAUUGGUUGCCAACAUGAAGGCGGAGUACAUACCACCCAGAGAAGAUGUCAUCAUGCAAAAUGAAGCACCAGACGAUGUAUACAUCAUUGUUUCUGGAGAAGUUGAAAUAAUUGAUUGUGAGACUGAGAAAGAGAUUGUUGUUGGGAGUCUGCAAUCGUUGGACAUGUUUGGAGAAGUUGGUGCACUUUGUUAUAGGCCUCAAAGCCACACUUUUCGAACCAAGACACUUUCGCAACUUCUGAGAAUCAAAACCACUGCUCUAAUUGAAGCAAUGCAGACCAAAAGGGAAGAAAACAUACAAAUUCUCAAAAACUUACUUCAGCAUCACAAAAUGCUCAAGGAUUUAAGCAUUGGAAAUUUAGCAGUUAAGAGUGGGGAAGAAGAAAAUGAUCCAAACAUGGAACUCAAUUUAUUGACCGUUGCAAGCACAGGCAAUGCUCGUCUUCUUGACGAGCUUCUCAAGGCAAAGUUGGAUCCUGACAUUGGAGACUCCAAAGGAAGAACUCCAUUACACAUAGCAGCGUCUGAAGGGCAUGAAGAAUGUGUAUUGGUGCUCCUCAAGCAUACUUGCAACGUACACUUAAAAGACAUAAAUGGGAACACAGCAUUAUGGGAUGCUAUAGCAUCGAAGCACCACACAAUAUUCAGGAUCCUCUACCACUUUGCUGCACUUUCUGAUCCAUACACUGCUGGUGAACUCUUAUGCACUGCUGCCAAAAGAAAUGAUUUGACAGUGAUGGAAGAACUCUUAAAAUAUGGAUUAAAUGUUGACUCAAAGAAUCACCACGGGUCAACGCCUAUACAAAUUGCCAUAGCUGAAAACAAUAAAGACAUGGUAAAUUUGCUUGUGAUGAAUGGAGCUGAAGUUGCCGUUAACAAUACCAACGCGAAUGAGUUUCCUUCAUCAACUCUUAGUGAAAUGUUGAGGAAGAGAGAGGUUGGACACCGGAUUACACUGCCUGAUAGUACUGCCCUAAGUGAAGUGCUUUCAAUGAGGAAUGGUGGAGAGCAAAGUUCCAAUGGGAGAAAACCCGUUGGAGUAAAUUGUGAUAGGGUGAGCAUAUAUAAGGGCCAUCCCGUGGUGAGAAGAAAGAGCAACUGCAGUGAAUCUGGGAGGCUAAUUAAGUUGCCAAACUCACUGGAGGAGCUCAAAAAAAUUGCAGGAGAAAAGUUCGGAUUAGAUGGAGGAAAAGCCACGGUAACAGAUGAAGAAGGAGCAGAAAUCGAUUCUAUUGAAGUGAUUAGAGAUAAUGAUAAGAUUUUUAUAUUUGAAGAUAGUCCAUAUCCAUUUAACUCCUCUAACAAUGUUGAUUAACAAAUUAACAAGCUCCUAAGAAUUUCUUGUAUAAAAGCUUUCCCUCAUAGAUUUCCAUUUGAACUGUGUAUAAAUCUGAAAUGAAAUUAAUUUUGCUCCUCUCUUUUCCACUA
Ziziphus jujuba (common jujube) is the source of this 3113-nucleotide messenger RNA. RefSeq names its product potassium channel AKT2/3. The record is from RefSeq and is a predicted model, not a curated record. Gene Ontology annotation, biological process: transmembrane transport; potassium ion transport. The coding region runs from base 391 to 3000 and encodes 869 amino acids. The transcript is spliced from 11 exons. Lineage: Eukaryota; Viridiplantae; Streptophyta; Magnoliopsida; Rosales; Rhamnaceae. Gene Ontology annotation, cellular component: membrane. Gene Ontology annotation, molecular function: protein binding; voltage-gated potassium channel activity.